This is a messenger RNA of Funneliformis geosporum, 365 nucleotides long. The record is from the annotation of a GenBank genome assembly. NCBI's taxonomy places the organism in Eukaryota, Fungi, Glomeromycota, Glomeromycetes, Glomerales, Glomeraceae.
CCGAGUUAAUGAAAAAGAACAAGUAAUUAAGCGAACUAACCAAGAACUAAGCGAAUUAAAGGCUAAAUAUAGCAAAAAAGUCCAACAAUUAGAUGCCGAGCAAGUGGAGAAUAAUAAGUUAAGUGAGCGAAUUGAAAAGUUAGAAAAAGAGAUUGAACAGUUAAGGAGGGAUAAUGAAAAAGUAAAACAACUCUCUUUACGUAAUAGAGAAGAACGAUAUAGAACUAAUCAAUUCCGCGAAUAUUCUCAACCCCGUGACCAAACAUUUGGUAGUCUUGAUUUAGAAGGCGAAUUAGAUUUCAAUGGUUUUACAGGCUUAAAUGUUUUAGUGAUUGAAGGACAGAAUAAUUUAACCAAACUUAAAG